AUGAAAGUUACAAUUGUGUUUUUGUGUGCCAUUUUUGCAACAUUUACAUUACAAGCAUGGGCACAAGAAGUGGAUGGAGAAACCGGUGCUGGCGAUGGUGGUACGGACACUGCUUCUGGUGGAGGUGAUUUUGGUUCCACUAGUGGUAGCGAAACUGGUGAAGGCGGUGGUUCCGGUGGAGGUAGUACCGGUGGAGGUGGUGCAGGUGGUGGUGGUGGUGGUGGUGGAAACAGGCCUAGCGGUGGUAAUAGACCAAGUGGUGGUAAUAGACCAAACAGGCGACCAACAGGGGGCAAUAGAAGACCAAGCAACGGUAAUAGACGUCCAAAUAGAAGACCAAGUAGUGGUGGCAAUAGGCGCCCAAGCUCAAGUAAUAGAAGGCCUUCCAAUAGCAGAAGACCCAACUCAGGUGGUAAUAGAAGGCCAGGCAGAAGACCUAGCGGAGCCUCACAGCAGGUAUCAGCGCAAAACAAUGAUGCGCAAACUUCCGGCACUGGUGAUGGUUCUAACACAGGCACUUCAAGUACUGGUACUGAUACUGGUACUGGCACAAACACAGCUACAACUCGUAGAACUACCCGAAGGACAAGCAGAAGACCCAGCAGCAGCAAAAGACCAAGUAGUAAUAGAAAACCCAGCAGCAACAGACGUCCAAGUAGCAACAGAAGACCAAGCAGCAAUAGAAGACCAAGUAGCAAUAGAAGGCCAAGCAGUAAUAGAAGACCCAACAGCAACAGAAGACCAAGCAAUAGCAGAAGACCAUCAAGAGGCUAA
Molecule: messenger RNA, 774 nt
Organism: Teleopsis dalmanni
Lineage: Eukaryota; Metazoa; Arthropoda; Insecta; Diptera; Diopsidae
Product: protein SPT2 homolog
Exons: 2
Coding region: 1-774 (257 amino acids)
Source: RefSeq, a predicted model, not a curated record